UAUAGUUGUAUAAUAAUCCUUCCACGCACGUAAUGACCAAAAGAGAUGUACAUAUGCUGCAUAUAAGUGCCAAAACAUCAAGUGAGUUCCACUGCAAAUACUGAAGCGACAAACAUGGAAGAGGGAUUAUUAUUACCAAGAGGCAAAGAUCAAGUAGAGCAAAAAAAAUGGUCAGGCGGUACAAGUAUUCUGACAUGGUUUUUGUUCUUCGAAGAAGUGAAGAAGUUGGGAUGCAUAGCAGGACCUAUGGUUGCUGUGAUCCUAUCCCAGUACUUGUUGCAGAUAGUUUCGAUGAUGAUGGUUGGUCAUCUCGGUGAGCUAGCUCUCUCUAGCACCGCCAUAGCCAUCUCUUUAGCCGGGGUCACCGGCUUUAGUCUUUUUUUAGGAAUGGCUAGUGCACUUGAAACUUUAUGUGGGCAAGCUUAUGGAGCUAAGCAGUAUCAGAAACUUGGACUUCAAACUUACACUGCUAUAUUUUCUCUCAACUUAGUUUGUCUACCAUUAUCUUUGAUAUGGAUAUUUAUGGCGGAUAUACUGAUCUUCAUGGGUCAAGAUCCUUCAAUUUCUCGUGAAGCUGGCAAAUUCACAAUUUGGCUUAUUCCUGGUCUAUUUGCUUAUGCAACUCUUCAACCGCUCAUUAGAUACUUUCAGACACAGAGUUUAGUAAUUCCUAUGUUCAUAAGCUCUUGUGCGACCCUUAUGUUCCAUAUUCCUCUCUGUUGGGUUCUAGUGUUCAAGUCUGGCUUUGAUAACUUGGGAGGAGCAUUGGCAAUCAGCAUUUCAUAUUGGGUGAAUGUGAUUUUACUUGGAGUAUACAUGAAGUUUUCUUCUGCAUGUUCAAAGACUAGAGCUCCCAUUUCUAAGGAGGUAUUCCAAGGAACUGGAGAGUUCCUUCGCUUUGCCGUCCCUUCUGCAGUAAUGAUAUGCCUUGAGUGGUGGUCAUUUGAGCUGCUUAUCUUGCUGUCUGGGCUCUUACCAAAUCCUGCUCUUGAAACUUCAGUGUUAUCUGUAUGUCUCCAGACCAUUUCGACACUAUAUUCAAUACCAUAUGGAUUUGGUGCGGCAGCAAGCACUAGAGUUUCAAAUGAACUAGGAGCUGGCAACCCUGAAGGUGCUCGUAUAGCUACUUUCGCUGCCAUGUUUCUUGCAAUCACAGAGGCAACUCUAACGACCACAACCCUCUUUUGCUGCCGCCAUGUGUUUGGUUACCUCUUCAGCAAUGAAGAAGAAGUCAUCGAUUAUGUCAGAACAAUGGCUCCUCUAGUUUGCCUGUCUGUUAUACUAGACAGCUUGCAAGGGGUCCUUUCAGGUAUUGCUAGAGGCUGUGGGUGGCAGCAUAUAGGAGCUUACAUAAACCUUGGAGCAUAUUAUCUAUGUGGGAUUCCAGUUGCUGCUACAUUGGCUUUCUUGAGUCAACUAAGAGGAAGGGGCCUUUGGAUUGGUAUACAACUUGGUGCUUUUGUGCAAACCGCUCUGCUUGCUUUUGUAACAACUUGUACAAACUGGGAAAUGCAGGCAAGUAAGGCAAGGGAGAGAAUAUUCGAGGGCAGCUGUGCGGUCAAUAGUGGAUUGUGCCACUAAGCAGAGAUCAAUGAAUUUCUGAUGAGCUUAAUUCUAGUUGAACAAAGUAUAAAGAAGAAACUUGGUGAUGUUAAUGAGAAGAAUGAGCAUUAGCUAGCUUUAUCAUAUGCAUCUGUUCUUUUAGGCUCUGAAACAUGUGAUAACAACUCAUUUGAAUCUGAUUGACAUGAACAGGCAUCACUAUCUGCAAUUGAGAGAGACUUGCCGACUGACAUUACUGCACCAAAGUGCGUAUCAGAAUGUACUACUGCUACAUCAAUCAAGUCCAAGCAAUCUCCUUUGCAUUGAAAAAAUGAAAAGUGUUGCUAGUCGACAAUUCAAUCAUGAAAAUGUAGAAACUGCAAACAGUAAAAGUU
Rosa chinensis is the source of this 1937-nucleotide messenger RNA. Its product is annotated as protein DETOXIFICATION 12. The coding region runs from base 115 to 1581 and encodes 488 amino acids. The transcript is spliced from 7 exons. Gene Ontology annotation, biological process: xenobiotic detoxification by transmembrane export across the plasma membrane. The record is from RefSeq and is a predicted model, not a curated record. Gene Ontology annotation, cellular component: membrane. NCBI's taxonomy places the organism in Eukaryota, Viridiplantae, Streptophyta, Magnoliopsida, Rosales, Rosaceae. Gene Ontology annotation, molecular function: antiporter activity; xenobiotic transmembrane transporter activity.